Molecule: messenger RNA, 2099 nt
Organism: Phyllopteryx taeniolatus (common seadragon)
Lineage: Eukaryota; Metazoa; Chordata; Actinopteri; Syngnathiformes; Syngnathidae
Product: gastrula zinc finger protein XlCGF52.1-like
Exons: 3
Coding region: 124-999 (291 amino acids)
Biological process (GO): regulation of transcription by RNA polymerase II
Molecular function (GO): DNA-binding transcription factor activity; RNA polymerase II cis-regulatory region sequence-specific DNA binding
Source: RefSeq, a predicted model, not a curated record
AGACGGUGAGCGCCAGCGUGCCGAUGAUCACCUCCCACGGGUGGGCGGCCACCAGCAGGCCGUGGAGCCGGAACAGCCGUGCUAACAUGGUCUCUGGAAGGACAAACACAUCGCACUCAGUCAAUGGGGAGUCAAUAUACAGCGUUGCCGCCGGACGUCUUGAAAGUGAUCGUCGUCAAAGAGGAGCGGCAGGAGUGGAGCUCCGGCACGGAGGAAGAGGAGGAGCCGCGGGCGGCCCUCGUUAGGGACGAAGAGAACGAACUAAGGGAGGCGGAUCGCAACGACGUCUCGUCCACAGGCGUCCCAGUGAAGAGCGAAGACGGCGAGCCAGACACAUCGCUCCGAACCAGCCGGGCGGAACGCGACGGAGGGUCAGAAACGGACCCUCGUUUGGAUCCGCUGUCGUCGCCCUCGUCUGAAACGGACGACAGCGACGAGACAAACGAACUUCUGGCGAGCGGGGAGGCGAGACGCCACGCCGGCGAGAAACGCUUCAGCUGCUCCGAAUGCGACAAAACCUUCGACCACAAGCGCAACCUGAAGAGACACAUGCGGCGCCACACGGGCGAGAAACCCUUCUGCUGCCCGGUGUGCAGCAAAACAUUCCGUCAGCGCUCGAACUUAGUGGUGCACUCGCGCACUCACACGGGGGUGAAGCCUUUCUCCUGCUCGCUGUGCGACACCAGCUUCAGUCAGCGCAUCUCCCUGGUGCUGCACGUGCGGACGCACACCGGAGAGAAGCCCUUCCCGUGCUCGGUUUGCGGCGAGCGCUUCUCUCGGAAGGGCACCGUGAUGUCGCACAUGCGCCGCCACACCGGCGAGAAACCCUUCAGCUGCGCCGCGUGUGCCAAGCGCUUCGCGUUCAAGUGUCAGAUUUCAACCUCCUGUGUGUUGCCAGUAAGAAUUCAGAUGAAUUCCAGCGCGCCGGACCUCAAUGAUGUCAGGACUUUUCGGCGCUGUGAUUGGUUGGUCAGAGCAAGCCGAGUUGGACUAGCGUAACACAUCUGUAGCGAUCGGCGACCAUUAAUAUAUUUAAUAAUAAAGCAUUUCUGGUGAGUGUACUGUAUUUGUAUUUUUUAUGUCUAAUGUAAGUAAAAAAUUUUUGGUUGUCAUCGUGUUAUUAGAUCAAUAUUAAUUGGAUGAUGUGCGUGGCACUGCUGCUAGCUGUUGUAUUGCGUUAUUGCAUAGUAUUGAUGGUUUGUACAAUUGCGUUGAUGUGAUACCGGUGCUACGAAGAGGUGGAUUGAUUCGGGGAAAUCACGACUGAGGGCCCAGGUCACCAAAUUCGUGGCCAGUGAGUCUUGGCUGUUAAACUCGGCUACAAUGUCGCGUCUUCCAACGCGCUACGCUACGGAACCCAAGAUGAGACCGGCUACCACGUUGAACAGAAACAUGCAAGCUAAUUACAACUACGUUCAGGUAAUGGCGAGUUGGAUUUUUAAUUGUUUAAUUAUUAUUAUUUUUGUAUAUGUCGGUCCGUUGAAAUAUGUCUUGACAGGAAACCAGGUGCAAAAAAGGCUGGGAACCGUUUUACUGUGCUGACAAAUUAUCAGCGAUGUCGUCAUCGAAUCGACUAGAAAAAAAUCGUAACUCGUUCAACCCCUAGUGGCCAUUGAGUCUCGGGUGCUAAACUUCAUAUUGGCCUUACCUACCGGCGACGUGGCGUCUCAUUUGCAAAUUUGGGGGUCCGCUUCAACCCCACAACGAGCUGGGGAACAACCGGGUUAAGAAUCGGGGUACACACACCGAUAAUCGGGAUGAUUUUUUUUUGCCCUCAAACUAAGUAAACAGAGAUUGAUGUCUCUAAAAGCUGAUCCUCAAUCGAUUAUCUUGCGGUGUGUGGAGUAAUCGUUUUCCCUCGGGUUUGGGUCCGACAAUCGUUAACGUUAAACCUGUUCAAUAUUUCCGACGGAAAUAGAACGAUAGCCAAUCAGGAGGCUCGCUGAAGCUGCCGAUGUUGCCGGACAAAAAUAGAGACGCAACCGCUUGAGUACUGUUGAGUGUUUGUAUUAAGUGUCGAUACUGCAAUAGUGGACCGUCUCAGAUGUCCAAUAACUGAGGACGCCAUGUGACAAAUAAAGGGACUUAUUUGUUUCAAA